CAGGAUAAUGCUGGACGUGGAAACGGCUAGAGGAGCAUGAUUUUAUAUUCUUACUGAGUUUACAGUGUUUCACAGUGCGGGUUUUAAUUUCAUGAUAGAACAAUGUCUAAAAGAAGUCAGCCUAUUUGGUCACGGCCGUUAAAUAAUGAAGAAAGGCCAGUGUUACGGUUAUACAACAGUUUAUCGCGGCAAAAGGAGGAAUUCGUAUGUUCCAAUGGCAACAGGGUCAACUGGUACACCUGCGGGCCCACUGUUUACGAUGCCUCCCACAUGGGUCAUGCCAGGUCAUAUAUAUCUUUUGACAUUCUCAGACGAGUAAUGUCUAAUUAUUUUGGACUGGAUAUUCUGUAUGUGAUGAACAUCACAGACAUUGAUGACAAAAUCAUUAAAAGAGCAAGACAGAACCAUUUAUAUGAAAAGUAUGCAAAAGAAGAGAGAGAUUUGAGUAAAACAAUAGAUGAUGCAACAACAGUUGUGAAUUACUAUGAGAACAUUGUCAGAACCACUGGUGACCCAGAUAAAAAGGUUGCCAUGCAAAAGAUGUUAGACAGUGUAGCUUCUGCAGUUCAGGAUCUCAAGUUAGCAGUAGAAUGUAAGAAUGAUGCCAAGAUCUCUGAAGCAAAGAAUGCAUUGCUUACGUCAGCAAAGGACCCAAUAUCAGAAUGGUUAGACAGCCAGUUUGGUAGCACAGUCACUGAUAAUGCAAUAUUCACCACGUUACCAAGAUAUUGGGAAAAUGAGUUUCAUAAAGAUAUGAAAGCUUUAAAUGUCCUACCCCCAGAUGUAUUAACAAGAGUUAGUGAAUAUGUACCACAGAUAGUUAAGUUUAUAGAGAAAAUCAUUGAAAAUGGUCUAGCUUAUGAAUCAAAUGGCUCAGUGUAUUUCAAUGUGAGUGAGUUUGACAGCAAGAAGCACCACCAUUAUGCCCGGCUGGUGCCUGAAGCAUACGGAGACACCAACUCAUUACAAGAAGGGGAAGGCGACCUCAGCGCCGACAGCUCGGAGAAGCGGUCCGCGAACGACUUUGCGCUGUGGAAGCGGAGCAAGGCGGGCGAGCCCUCGUGGGGGUCGCCGUGGGGGCUCGGCCGGCCCGGCUGGCACAUCGAGUGCUCGGCCAUGGCGGCCGACGUGCUCGGCGACACGCUCGACGUGCACACCGGCGGCGUCGACCUCAAGUUCCCGCACCAUGACAAUGAGCUGGCUCAGAGUGAGGCAUACUUCGACAAGCCCGGCUGGGUGAAGUACUUCCUGCACACGGGGCACCUGACCAUCGCGGGCUGCAAGAUGUCCAAGUCGCUGAAGAACUUCGUGACGAUCGGCGAGGCGCUGCGGCGGCACAGCGCGCGCCAGCUGCGGCUCGCGUUCCUGCUGCACGGCUGGAAGGACACGCUCGACUACUCCACCAAUACCAUGGAGAUGGCCAUUCAGACUGAGAAGAUGUUUAAUGAAUUCUUCUUGACGGUGAAGGACGCGAUGCGCGCGGGCUUCGACGAGGGCUGCGGCGGGGCGUGGCGCGUCGAGGAGCGCGCGCUGGCCGCCAAGCUGCAGGCCGCCAAGGACCAAGUCCACGCUGCCCUCUGCGACAACAUCGACACGCGCGGCGCGCUGGACGCGCUGCGCGAGCUGGUGGCGGCGUGCCACGUGUUCCUGCGCCGCGCCGCGCCGCGCCCCGCGCCGCUGCUGGCCGCGGCCGCGCGCUACGUCACCGACGUGUUGCACGUCUUCGGCGCGGUGGAGGGACCCCGAGGCGGCAUCGGCUUCCCCGUCGGAGGUGGCGACAACGUCUGUCUAGAGGAAGUGGUGAUGCCAUACCUGGAAGCGCUGAGCACAUUCCGAGCGCGCGUCCGGGACGCAGCGCGAGCGGUCAAGGCCACCGAUGUGCUGGCGCUGUGCGACCAGCUGCGCGACGUCGACCUGCCCGAGCUGGGCGUGCGGCUCGAGGACAAGCCCGACCGCACAGUGGUGAAGCUGGUCAGCAAAGAAGAAUUGAUGCGAGAGAAGGAAGAGAAAAAGCGAAUAGAAGCAGAGAAGCUUAAGAAGAAGCAAGAACUGGCCGAAGCGCAGCGGCUCAAGGACGAGCUGAGGAGGGUCCCGCCCGGGGACAUGUUCCGCGAGGAGGCCGACAAGUACUCGCAGUUCGACGACAAGGGUCUCCCAACACACGACCACGAAGGUAAGGAGUUGAGCAAGGGACUCGUCAAAAAGCUGCAAAAGCUGCAACAGGCCCAGGAGAAGAAAUACAACGAGUACUUAGCCUCGCUCAACGCUACCAGCGGUUAGAAUCGAUUCCUUCAUACUUCAAGUGCGACUUUGUAUCCUAGAGACUGAUAUUUCAUUAUCUUUGAUGUCGUGUGUUAACAGCAAGAUAGGUAUUCUAGUCA
Messenger RNA from Cydia amplana, 2381 nucleotides. It is a transcript of the gene CysRS, whose product is annotated as cysteine--tRNA ligase, cytoplasmic. Gene Ontology annotation, cellular component: cytoplasm. The transcript is spliced from 12 exons. Gene Ontology annotation, molecular function: cysteine-tRNA ligase activity; ATP binding. The record is from RefSeq and is a predicted model, not a curated record. Lineage: Eukaryota; Metazoa; Arthropoda; Insecta; Lepidoptera; Tortricidae. The coding region runs from base 103 to 2280 and encodes 725 amino acids. Gene Ontology annotation, biological process: cysteinyl-tRNA aminoacylation.